GAAGAAAGGAAAGGAAAGGGGGGGGGGAGGUCCGGACUAGCUAGCAGCUUGUCAAUUUCAACAUCGGGUCACAUGACCAGCACCUCCCUGCUAAGGAUGGGGAUAGAUUUCCACGUCAGCUUACGUCUCCAAAUUUCUACUUCACGGAUCCGCUUCAAAGAGGCAGCUGCAGUGGAGAAUCAUGUUAAGCUCGGCUACUGCGGAAAGCCCAAGGUAGCCCAAUGAUGGAUUUUGAUGAGCGUGGUCCCUGCUCCUCUAACAUGUAUUUGCCAAGUUGUACUUACUACGUCUCGGGUCCAGAUUUCUCCAGCCUCCCUUCUUUUCUGCCCCAGACCCCGUCUUCGCGCCCAAUGACAUACUCCUACUCUUCCAACCUGCCCCAGGUCCAACCCGUGCGCGAAGUGACCUUCAGAGAAUACGCCAUUGAGCCCGCCACUAAAUGGCACCCCCGCGGCAAUCUGGCCCACUGCUACUCCGCGGAGGAGCUCGUGCACAGAGACUGCCUGCAGGCGCCCAGCGCGGCCGGCGUGCCUGGCGACGUGCUGGCCAAGAGCUCGGCCAACGUCUACCACCACCCCACCCCCGCCGUCUCGUCCAAUUUCUAUAGCACCGUGGGCCGAAACGGCGUCCUGCCACAGGCUUUCGACCAGUUUUUCGAGACGGCCUACGGCACCCCGGAAAACCUCGCCUCCUCCGACUACCCUGGGGACAAGAGCGCCGAGAAGGGGCCCCCGGCAGCCGCGGCGACCUCCGCGGCGGCGGCGGCGGCGGCGGCAGCGGCCACGGGCACGCCGGCAACUUCAAGUUCGGACAGCGGCGCCGGCGGCUGCCGGGAGGCGGCGGAGGAAAAGGAGCGGCGGCGGCGCCCCGAGAGCAGCAGCAGCCCCGAGUCGUCUUCCGGCCACACUGAGGACAAGGCCGGCGGUUCCAGUGGCCAACGAACCCGAAAAAAGCGCUGCCCCUACACCAAGUACCAGAUCCGGGAGCUGGAGCGGGAGUUCUUCUUCAGUGUGUACAUCAACAAAGAGAAGCGCCUGCAGCUAUCUCGCAUGCUCAACCUCACUGACCGUCAAGUCAAAAUCUGGUUUCAGAACAGGAGAAUGAAGGAAAAAAAAAUUAACAGAGACCGUUUACAGUACUACUCGGCCAACCCGCUCCUCUAAGGCUCCAGCCAACUGGAACUGGGUGGGGGGCUUCAUACACAUGAGAUUAUAUGCAGAUUUUGACCUUGACAAGGUCAAGGCACGCGGUGACUUUUGAAGAAAGGCGAUGUGCAAGAGAGGGGAGGCUACACGGAGACAGCCUGGAAGGAGGCCGCUCGGGAAGCUCCUGGGCGUCUGUGGUUAAGAUUUCUAACGAUAAUUGGAUUUGGAGAAUUGUACAUCAACGAGAAGGAAUGGUUUGGGGCGCCUGGUGGUUCACUCUUGGAGACUGUAGAGCUUCGGGUUGGGGGUGGUCUCCAUCAGGGACUGGGCCCCCUCCAGGCCCCAUGGAGAAUGACCCCGACCAGGGACCCUGCACAUGGAGCCUGUCCACUUCCAGGACCCCUGCGUCAAGGUCUCCAAACCCAGUUCAGUUUGGGAGCAGAAGGGAGGGGGAGGGUUCCUAGACGUCCGGAUUGGGCCUCCUCUCCAAAGCCAGUGUGAAAGAUGACUGGGCUAAGAGGAGGCUGUGAGGUGGGAGAGGGCUGCUGAUCCUUGAGGGAGAAAUAAUCUACUAUUCCACGUGGCAUUAGGGGCUCUCCAGCCCCUCCUAGCCACUCACCACACUGUCCCAGGCCCGAGCUGAGCUUCCAGCACUCGACUUCUGCAGCUCACCUAGUUUUUCCUACCGAUUAGGGUGUUCCUUCCUGGCCUGCCACUCUGGCCUAAAGCCUAGUGACAGAGCAGACCAUUCCCUGAGGUGGAAGACAUAAAAAAGCCGAGAGGCUGCACCCAGGCCGCUGGCCCCCAGAUCCCUGCAGGAAAUGCCUGUGGAGUGCGGCAGCUUGGCAAAGGCUACAGCACACUUAAAUCAAGCUUGGAUUUGCUCAGCGGAGCGCUGGAGCAGCAGAGCGGCGGGCCUGGCCAGCGGUCCCCAACUACGAGGGGCUUGAGCCCCCCAAGCACCCAGUUCCCACAUCGCACUCUGCCCUUCGUCACCCCAGAACAGAGCUUGGAAGCUUCCAGCGACCUUCCAAGAACUCAAGAGUGAUUUGGAAUUAUUUUAAAAGAUAAAUAUUAUAUUAUAUAUAUAUAUAUAUAUCCCUGAAAGAACCAAAGCAAAUUUUAAAAGAUGCAAUGUAGAGGGGGGAAAAGAUGAAGAAAAUAUUUAAAGGCUCUAUCGGUUUACAGUGUUCCAUGGUUAAACUCACUCACUGCUAAAAAUAUUUGAAUGUACGCUUCAUACAGGGAUGGUGUUCAAAAGACUUGUAA
Kogia breviceps (pygmy sperm whale) is the source of this 2414-nucleotide messenger RNA. It is a transcript of the gene HOXA11, whose product is annotated as homeobox A11. The record is from RefSeq and is a predicted model, not a curated record. Lineage: Eukaryota; Metazoa; Chordata; Mammalia; Artiodactyla; Physeteridae. Gene Ontology annotation, biological process: regulation of transcription by RNA polymerase II; anatomical structure development. Gene Ontology annotation, cellular component: nucleus. Gene Ontology annotation, molecular function: DNA-binding transcription factor activity, RNA polymerase II-specific; RNA polymerase II cis-regulatory region sequence-specific DNA binding.